AUGAGCGCGGACAAGCUUUUGGCCGACGUCCUCGGAGAGGACCUCCCGCGCUUCCUCAAGCAGGUGCAAGCGCUCCAGGAGAAGCAUGCAUCGACGACAGCAGCGUUGCACAAGCGAGAUGCGCGGGUCCAUGAGCUCGAGAACCAGGUCGCGGGCUUGCAAAACGACUACCUCGCCAUCUCGAUGGAUACAACGUCCCGCGAGCAUGCGAACCAGCGCCAACUUCUUCUCUCGUGUGUCCAAGCGACGACCUACGCGCUGGCCCAUGGACAUCAAUUGAACCCGAUGACGCAAGUUCCGGUGCUCCAUGCGAUGGACUCGUUCCUGCAAGACAUGCUGGACUCGGACGCCGACCCGAUGACGCUCAAGUGCAUCGCGUCAACCCUGGGGAGCGUCCUGCACGACCCCGCGUGCUUGCUCCUGCCAUCGAUCCUCGCGGCCGUCGAGAGCAUCUUCAUCAAACUCACUCUUCUCACUGUCAUGAUUCCGUGCAGCAUGCUCCAAGAACUGGUUCCGAUUUUUGGCCUUAUGGCCAGCAGUUCCAGGGGCACAUCGGUGCUUGUGGGCUGCAACUUGGUUGUCCCAUUGCUCAAGAUCAUCGCCUCCGAUGGACUCUGCGAUACGAUCGCACCUUCGGUAUACGCCGCGCUCCUGGCGCUCCUCCAGCACUUACUGCAGCACACCAAGUACCACGCGCUAAAGCAGCAGCGCCACGACGCGACGUUCCACUUUUUCAAAGUCAUCACGAGCUCUCGGGACCGCAGUGUGCUCGACCUGGCCCGGCGUAUGCACGAAGAGUUCCGGCGGUCCCAAGCGUAG
Saprolegnia diclina VS20 is the source of this 819-nucleotide messenger RNA. RefSeq lists its product as hypothetical. NCBI's taxonomy places the organism in Eukaryota, Oomycota, Saprolegniomycetes, Saprolegniales, Saprolegniaceae. Bases 1 to 819 code for a protein of 272 amino acids. The transcript is spliced from 8 exons. The record is from RefSeq and is a predicted model, not a curated record.